Molecule: messenger RNA, 1767 nt
Organism: Hevea brasiliensis (rubber tree)
Lineage: Eukaryota; Viridiplantae; Streptophyta; Magnoliopsida; Malpighiales; Euphorbiaceae
Product: transcription factor TCP15
Exons: 1
Coding region: 323-1510 (395 amino acids)
Cellular component (GO): nucleus
Molecular function (GO): sequence-specific DNA binding; DNA-binding transcription factor activity
Source: RefSeq, a predicted model, not a curated record
GCUUAGCCCACCACCUCCAUAGUUCUCACUCAUUGUGUUUGUUGCUUAAAGCUUGACCUCCUGGCUUCUUCCCUUAUCUCCUUUCGUGAGAAAACAACUUAGCAGCCAUCUCCCGCAUUCCAUGCUACCACAAACAAAGCAAACCCAAAAGAAAAGAAAAGAAAAGAAAAGAAAGACCCACUAGGCCACCAAAGUCAGUGAAUGUUUGAGGGUCACCAACAGAUAUGUACUGGUAGACUAUAGCACAAAAGCAAUCCAUUCCACCCCUUACCCUAAAAAAAUUUUUUUUUAAUUAAAACUUUUAUAAUCCUCUUCCCCCCACAUGAUCAUGGAUCCUGAAAAUGGGAUCCGCAGCAGCAGGCCUAAUUUCCCUCUUCAAUUACUAGAAAAAAAACAAGAACAACUACUGCCACCACCUCCUCCUCCUCCUCCUCCUGAUCGUCAACCUUCUUCCUCCUCCUCUAACCCUGCCAAGAAACCCCCUCCUAAACGCACCUCCACCAAGGACCGGCAUACCAAAGUCGAAGGCCGCGGCCGUCGAAUCCGCAUGCCUGCCACCUGCGCUGCCAGGGUUUUUCAGCUCACUCGUGAACUCGGCCACAAAUCCGACGGUGAAACCAUCGAGUGGUUACUACAACAAGCUGAACCCGCUGUCAUCGCUGCCACUGGUACCGGUACCAUUCCUGCUAACUUCACUUCCCUUAACAUCUCUCUUCGCAGUUCUGGGUCUUCCAUCUCCGCCUCUCACCAUCUGAGGAACACUUAUUUCAAUCCCAACUUCGCUGUCCAUCAACAGCUACGCUCGAGGAGUGAGUGGGAGAGGAACAUAGUCGUUGAUGAAGCAUCCUCAGCUUCCCAGCAGCACCGAAGGAUUUUGUUUCCUCCGGAUGAUUCACUAAGCUUUAAUUCCAUUAGUUCAAGUAAUAAUAAUGUAGGUGGGAAUUUGAAUACCUCUGUUGUUUUACAUGGAUCGCCUGCUAAUAAACAAGUACGAGGAGGUGGAGACACUUCUUGUCUAGAUGUCACCGAUGGGGAGACUAGUCUAGGGAGAAAGCGAAGGCCGGAGCAUGAAUUAGGUCAUCAGAUGGGGAGCUAUUUGUUGCAAUCAACUAGUACAGGGCCAAUUCCGACGACUCAUAGUCCGAUCCCGGCGACAUUUUGGAUGGUUUCUAAUCCUAGUAAUAACCAAGUGAUAAGCGGUGACCCCAUGGCGACAUUUCCAUCUUUUAGUGCUAGUCCCAAUAUAUAUAGGGGUUCUAUGUCUGGUGGGUUGCAUUUUAUGAAUUUUCCUUCGCCCAUGGCUUUCUUGCCUGGCCAACAAUUGGGUUCAGCAAUAAGCGGAAGUGGCAGCGGCGGCGGCACUAGUAUUGUUACUGAAAGUCACUUAGGUGUUAUGGCCGCGCUCAAUGCUUAUAGGCCAAUUAUGGGUAGUGGCGGCGCCUCCGAGUCUCUGGCGAGUGGGUCAAACCCGCACCAUGGAGGAGAGGACGGGCAAGAUACAACUAUCUAAGCAAGCAAGCGUAUGGUUUGAUCAAUGCAUUGCUAUUACUUACUACAUACUUCUUAACGAUAUAUAUCUGCAUUUUGCAAUACAGGCUCAAGGUUUGAUUGUUUUGAAAAGAAUUGAGUUAAUUAGUAUUCGAUUUUUGGUGUGAUUAGUGAAGAAAAUUUUAGGGUUUGAUGAAAGAAAGUAUUCACAUGAGUAUUUGCCUGGUCUUGCUAAGGUCUAUAUCUAUGAUCUCCAGCUGUGUGUGAGUGGCUGAACCA